AUGACUUUAAUAAGGCUGAGAAACAUAAUGUUCUGCAAGAGCUGGAUGCAUUCGUGCAACACAGACAGCACCAGCAGAGGUGAAUUUGGCGCUCUAGACGGGAAAAACAUUUCCGCCCCUCACACCGGCCUCUUCAAUCCUUACUUCAGUCCUCCUCACUCACCAUCGCACCGCCACUCUACCAUCAACACGACCUUGACACGUGGCAGGCCCUGCAUCUCCUCCUCCUCCUCCUCCUCCUCCAUCUCUUCCAGUGUCGGCAACAGCAACAACCAAGUGGCCCACGGACAUUCGUGGUGGGAUGGGUGUCGUAAGUGUUUCUGCAACCACGGAUAUGAAAUGUGUGAGUUGGUGGUCUGCCCGCCAGUCAGGUGCUCCAACCCCAUUGUCUUGUCAGACAGUUGCUGCCCUACCUGUCCAGUGUGCAUUUCAUCUGUGAAUGGAGUGAUGCACAGCAGCCAUUGCUUUCCAACCGUUUCCAACUCACGGCAGAGCAAUCGGUUAACUGUUGAUGGAUCCCUGAAGGGUUACCCGGUUCAAUUGGUCCCCGGUUCAAUUGGUCCCCCGGAAAUAUUCAACAUCGCAUCUCUCGAGUUUAUUUUACACGGCAUUUUGUUGAUGAGAUGCUGA
This is a messenger RNA of Helobdella robusta, 630 nucleotides long. RefSeq lists its product as hypothetical. The transcript has 6 exons. Lineage: Eukaryota; Metazoa; Annelida; Clitellata; Rhynchobdellida; Glossiphoniidae. Gene Ontology annotation, molecular function: protein binding. The record is from RefSeq and is a predicted model, not a curated record. Bases 1 to 630 code for a protein of 209 amino acids.